AUGGGGACAUCAUAUGUGGAUGAAAUUCGAAGAAUUGUGAGCAAAGAAAAUAGAAAAUUCAACAUUUUGUUAGGAAGUAUAAUAUACGACAACAUAAAUGAUGAUAAAAUCUUUACUAUUAAUAAAGAACUCUUUAAUCUAGCUGCGGUAUCUGAGAAUGUCAGAUAUCUUGAAAUAAAUGUAAAAGUCAAGAGUAUUAAUAAUAAAUAUUUAGAGCUAAAAUUAUUAACAGAAAAUACAACUUGUGAUGUGCUUUGUCUAACAGAGACUUGGACCAAUGAAUUGAAAUUGGGCGUAAUGACUAUUGAAGGCUUUAUACUUGUAUCAUAUUACAAUAGGAUGCUAUUUGAACAUGGAGGUACAGCUAUUUUUGUUAGACACUCACUUGAAUAUAAAAUAAGACAUGACAUUGUAAAGUUGAGUAUUGAAAUGAAUUGUGAACUAGCGGCAAUUGAAGUAAAAUCGUCUAAAUUAGUUAUUAUUUGUGUAUAUAGACCUGAUUAUGAUUAUUUAAUAUUCGAAGAUAUUAUGACUAAAGUUAUCGAAAAAAUAGGGAGGGAAAACAAAAGAAUUGUAAUUGCAGGAGAUUUUAAUUUAAACCUAUUGAAACCAAAUAAUAAAGUAUCCAAAUUUUUAAAACUAUUGAGUGAAUUAAAAUGUAAAUUCGUCUUAAAUGAGCCAACCCGAACCAAAGGGAAGUCUUCCACAUGUAUUGAUAAUUUAAUUUUAAAUGACGAUGAUGAUUUUCAGUAUCACAGGGGUAAAGUAUUAGACGUAAAGUUAUCAGAUCAUAACGUCAUAGAAUUAAAGUAUAAAUUGAAUUCUAAAUAUCCUAAACCAAAGGAGAAGACUGUGAGGUUAGAUCUAGAAUAA
Molecule: messenger RNA, 873 nt
Organism: Parnassius apollo (apollo)
Lineage: Eukaryota; Metazoa; Arthropoda; Insecta; Lepidoptera; Papilionidae
Source: the annotation of a GenBank genome assembly